Molecule: messenger RNA, 1457 nt
Organism: Oryza brachyantha (malo sina)
Lineage: Eukaryota; Viridiplantae; Streptophyta; Magnoliopsida; Poales; Poaceae
Product: cinnamoyl-CoA reductase 1-like
Exons: 5
Coding region: 166-1257 (363 amino acids)
Molecular function (GO): oxidoreductase activity, acting on the CH-OH group of donors, NAD or NADP as acceptor
Source: RefSeq, a predicted model, not a curated record
CACAUCUCCUCCCAGGAAAAGAAUCGGAGCCCCUCGCGCCACCAAAUUAAACCUACCGAACUCAUUUCCUCCGGCCAGGAAGACUACUCGAAACUUUUUCUUCUUCUCUGCUAGUGCUAGCUAGUGUGGUGAACGUACGAUUGUUGUUUUCGUCGUCGAUCAAGGAUGACCGUCGUCGACGCCGCCGCUGCCGACGCCGGCGCCGCCGCGGCGGUGCAGCCGGGGAGCGGGCAGACCGUGUGCGUGACCGGCGCCGCCGGGUACAUCGCGUCGUGGCUUGUCAAGCUGCUGCUGGAGAAGGGGUACACUGUCAAGGGCACCGUGAGGAACCCAGAUGACCCGAAGAACGCGCACCUGAGGGCGCUCCACGGCGCCGCCGAGCGGCUGACCCUCUGCAGGGCUGACCUCCUCGACUACGACGCCAUCUGCCGCGCCGUCGAGGGCUGCCACGGCGUCUUCCACACCGCCUCCCCCGUCACCGACGACCCCGAGCAAAUGGUGGAGCCGGCGGUGAGGGGGACGGAGUACGUGAUAAACGCGGCGGCGGAGGCCGGCACGGUGCGGCGGGUGGUGUUCACGUCGUCGAUCGGGGCGGUGACCAUGGACCCCAAGCGCGGGCCCGACGUCGUCGUCGACGAGUCGUGCUGGAGCGACCUCGACUACUGCAAGGAAACCAGGAACUGGUACUGCUACGGGAAGGCGGUGGCGGAGCAGGCGGCGUGGGAGGCGGCGCGGCGGCGCGGCGUGGAGCUGGUGGUGGUGAACCCGGUGCUGGUGAUCGGGCCGCUGCUGCAGCCGACGGUGAACGCCAGCGUCGCGCACAUCCUCAAGUACCUCGACGGCUCCGCCAGCAAGUUCGCCAACGCCGUCCAGGCCUACGUCGACGUCCGCGACGUCGCCGCCGCCCACCUCCUCGUCUUCGAGUCCCCCUCCGCCUCCGGCCACCGCUUCCUCUGCGCCGAGUCCGUCCUUCACCGCGAGGGCGUCGUCCGCAUCCUCGCCAAGCUCUUCCCCGAGUACCCCGUCCCCACCAGGUGCUCCGACGAGAAGAACCCGAGGAAGCAGCCGUACAAGAUGUCGAACCAGAAGCUCCGGGACCUGGGGCUCGAGUUCCGGCCGGUGAGCCAGUCGCUGUACGAGACGGUGAAGUGCCUGCAGGAGAAGGGCCACCUGCCGGUGCUCGCCGCCGAGAAGACGGAGGAGGCGGCGGAGGAGGCCGCCGCCGAGGUGCAGGGCGGGAUCGCCAUCCGAGCAUGAGACAAGCGGCAGAGGAAAACGCAGUAAAAAAACAGCAGCAGCAAGUGUCCAUACGGUGUUAGUGUUUACUGUGCUGUAAAAGCAAGUAGUGCUCGCUGGUUGUCUAAUCUGAAGCCUGUGUAAUACCACCCUGUUGUUACAUGUGAACCCAGAGUGACCAAAUAAGUAUUUCUAUGGAGUUCUCUAUGUUCAUUGUUCAA